UGCUACUCAAGAUCCCGUCACUCCACGACAUCCCCUCGAUCGACAACCAAGGUAAGGCAACAGUUCGACAAGACAAGGUUGCCCAUCAUGUCGCUCGUCUCCAGUGAGAAGACGAACUUCCAGUUCAUUCUCCGUCUCCUCAACACGAACGUUCGUGGCGAGGAGAAGGUUAUGUACGCCCUGACCCGCAUCAAGGGUGUCGGUCGUCGCUACUCCAACUUGGUCUGCAAGAAGGCCGAUGUUGACUUGAACAAGCGUGCCGGUGAGCUCACCUCGGAAGAGCUCGAGCGUAUCGUCACCAUCAUCCAGAACCCCACCCAGUACAAGAUCCCCGGCUGGUUCCUCAACAGACAGCGCGACAUUGUCGACGGCAAGGACUCGCAGGUCCUCGCCAACGGUGUCGACUCGAAGCUCCGUGACGACCUCGAGCGCCUCAAGAAGAUCCGCGCUCACCGUGGUCUCCGCCACUACUGGGGCCUCCGCGUCCGCGGCCAGCACACCAAGACCACUGGCCGCCGCGGCCGGACCGUCGGUGUCUCCAAGAAGAAGGGUGGUUAAGCGUUUUCGCCACACAUCAUACAGUACCGAAGGGCGUUGGAGUUUUAUUACAUCUUUGGUUCAGAUCAUUCAUCAAUGCGGAUGAAACAUCACAACAACACAUGGCGUGAGGGCUGGACUAGGGAACUUGAAAAAAACAAAACUCUUUUGUUGGGACUUGCAGCGGAAGAAGAAUACUGGUCAACACAAAUCAAGAAAAGUCUGGGAAUGCGGCCUGCUCGCUGUAUCCUGUCCCGCACUGGGCGGAUGUGGCAGCAUGGUCAUGCACAGCAUGGGUGCACUAGGGUGUGUGCUCUUCCUACAAUUACGAGUCCAUCGCCUUUAUGAAAAAAAUACAAAGAAUCAAAAACAA
Molecule: messenger RNA, 910 nt
Organism: Microdochium trichocladiopsis
Lineage: Eukaryota; Fungi; Ascomycota; Sordariomycetes; Xylariales; Microdochiaceae
Product: 40S ribosomal protein S18
Exons: 4
Coding region: 88-558 (156 amino acids)
Biological process (GO): translation
Cellular component (GO): small ribosomal subunit; ribosome; cytosol
Molecular function (GO): structural constituent of ribosome; RNA binding
Source: RefSeq, a predicted model, not a curated record